Messenger RNA from Paramecium primaurelia, 377 nucleotides. NCBI's taxonomy places the organism in Eukaryota, Ciliophora, Oligohymenophorea, Peniculida, Parameciidae. The record is from the annotation of a GenBank genome assembly.
AUGUCUGAUUAAUUAGAUUAGUUAUAAGAGGGUAUUGUUCAAAAUGAAGUGUCUGAAAAUAGAGACUAAGAGCUUUUUGAUUAGAUGGCCUCAAGAUAAUACAAUGAGAAAAAACAAAAUCUUUAAAUUGAAGAAGAGGAUGGAGGAGAUUAAAAUCAACCAGUUGGUGCAAUAUCAGAAGUUGUAAAACUAGACGAGAAUAAAAAGAACGUAUCUUAGAUUACAACCAAAAAUAGUCCGUUUUGAUUAAUAAAGCAGAAACAAAAAGAAUAGUACAUUAGGCUGCAUUAGAAAGAAAGACAGAAGCAUUUGAAUAAACAAAAAGUUUUGAACUUCAUAGAUCAACAUAAAUUCUGUAACAUNAAGAUGGAGUUUGA